Harmonia axyridis is the source of this 1104-nucleotide messenger RNA. RefSeq lists its product as uncharacterized. Lineage: Eukaryota; Metazoa; Arthropoda; Insecta; Coleoptera; Coccinellidae. The record is from RefSeq and is a predicted model, not a curated record. The transcript has 6 exons. Bases 120 to 1004 code for a protein of 294 amino acids.
AGGAACAGAACCAUUUUAGAGUUGACGCUCCUCUUCAUCAAACUUCAUCUCGAGUUCCACCUGUACAUCGUCACCUUUGUUCAGUUCUGUUCCUAUUCUGUGAAGUAGAGGACGUAAAAAUGAAAGUUAUCAUAUUGUGCUUCGUUCUAAUCGCUGUUUUCUAUUCAGCCUCAGCUAAACCAGUCGAUGAUUUGGAUGGCAAAUGGGAGAAAUUCAAGGUUGAUUUUAAGAAGAACUAUGGAGAUUCCGAGGAAGAGUCAACACGUAAGGAAUUGUUCAGGAAAACAGUUGAGCAGGUUGAGGCUCACAACGCAAGGUACGAGAAAGGCUUAGAAACUUAUACCCAAGGAAUAAACCAUUUUGCUGAUCUUACACCUGAAGAAAAGAAGCAAUAUUUGGGUUUUAGACCAAGCAAUUCAGCGGCAGCACCUGUUCAAGAUGUGGAUUCACAAUGGGUGAAAUAUAAGGCAGACUUCAAUAAGAAAUAUGACAGUCCAGAAGAGGAAGCACAGAGGAAACAACUUUUCGUGAAGACUCUUCAAGAAGUUGAAUCUCACAACGCCAAAUACCAACAAGGUUUAGUUACCUGGACUAAAGGAAUCAAUCAAUUUGCAGAUUGGACGCCAGAAGAAUUCAAAAGGAUACAAGGAACCAGGUUGUCAAGCUGUCGAUUGUUAGUGAAAUUAAAAAAACUGCACACCAUGAAUAUAGCCUGUUUAUGUUUGGUACUUUUAGCUGUUUUGCAUCUAGGUUCAAGCAAUCCAGUGGAUGAUUUAGACGCAAAGUGGGCUAAAUACAAGGUUGACUUCAACAAGAAAUACGUCGACCCAACUGAAGAUGCUCGUCGCAAAGAGAUCUUCAAGCAGAGCCUCAUCGAUAUAGAAGAGCACAAUGCGAAAUAUAAACAAGGGCUCGUAAGUUGGUACAAGGGUAUCAAUCAGUUCACCGAUAUAACAAAAGAAGAAUUCGCAGCUAUGCAAGGACAUAGGGAAGUCUCAGGAUAGGAAUAUUAGGAUGUUUUAAAUUUUGCCUCUACUGUUUUAUAUUGUUAUGAACCUACUGUUAUUAUUUUUUACUUUAUAGUAAAGUAUUUGUGGAACAUAA